AUGUCUACCAAGUUCACCUCUCACCCCGCACCCCCAUUCUCUACCAAUAUGACCAUAGUCUCAAAUGAUCCCACCUUGGUGGCCGACCAUCAAUUCAUAUCGUAUUACAAGCUACUCUUUGCCUCCUUUGUUGUAGUGACAUAUGAUUGGGCACUUACAUUUGGACAAGAGAUCGAAUUGGUCUGGAGACAACGCUGGUCCCUAAUGACAGCUCUGUAUCUCAGUGUGCGCUACCUUGGAAUUUUAUAUGCCGCCCUGUACAUGCUGAGCAGUGUUACUACCAUCUCGCUGACAGAUACAGUGAGCCUUAUUAUAUAUGACGUACGAAUUGGACAGGGGUUUUGGUAUUUACAAUGUUGUUUGUCAUCAUGGUCACUCGGUUGUAUGCCAUGUAUCAACGGUCCAGAAGGAUCCUGAUAUUUCUCAUUGUCAUCUUACUGGCUGUCAACAUUUUCAGUGGAGUGGCCACCGUGAUGACAACGAUGUAUGCUUCUGGGGAGGAACUCAUUCUCUCCUGGCACUUAUCAGUGCUCGAUUGGCUAUGCGAAAAAUGACGUCUCACUUCUGGGUUCCAUUACUUGGAUCCUCGGCUUUGUGUGGGAGUUCCUCGCACUAUGUCUCGCACUGUGGAUUGCUGUCAAACACUUCCGU
Molecule: messenger RNA, 651 nt
Organism: Suillus subalutaceus
Lineage: Eukaryota; Fungi; Basidiomycota; Agaricomycetes; Boletales; Suillaceae
Exons: 12
Coding region: 1-417 (138 amino acids)
Source: RefSeq, a predicted model, not a curated record